Messenger RNA from Meloidogyne enterolobii, 394 nucleotides. NCBI's taxonomy places the organism in Eukaryota, Metazoa, Nematoda, Chromadorea, Rhabditida, Meloidogynidae. The record is from the annotation of a GenBank genome assembly.
UAUUUUUACUCUUAUUUUUGUGAUCGAAAAAAAAUUUUUGGAGGGAGAGAGUAAAGUAAAUUUGAAGCCUUUUUAUUUUUGCUAUCUCUUAUAUCGAGUCCCCUUAUUUCUUUUCAAUAUCAUGUUCCUUUCAAUGUCCCCUUCGCAUUACCCAACAAUGUCCCCUUCACACUACCUUACAAUGUCCCUUUUACAUUACCUUACCAAUGUCCCCUUCGCAUUACCUACUAAUGUCCCCUUCACGUUACCCAGUAAAAUAUCCCAUUUGCACAACCAAACAACGUCCCAUUCAAACUACAUACCCAAUGUCCUCUUCACACUACCUACCUACGUUCCCUUCACACUAUCUAACAAUGUUCUCUUCACACUAGGGGUUUGCCGAAACAGAUUUUAA